CUCUGGAGCUGCCUCCUGCUGCUGCUCUGCUUCUAGCUCUUCGCUCUCCGGCUGAAGACCUUCUCCCCAUGGAGACCCUGCGCUUCGCUCGGGGAAUCCCGUGUCGAACGACGCCCGUGCGGGCCGGCGCUGGCGGCGCCGGUGCGGCCGGUCAGGCGCGGUUCGUUCCGCUCCGGAGGAAGGGCGCCGGAGCCGGCUCGACCGUGCUGAGGAGAUCGGCGAGCGGCGGGCGCGGCGGCGGCGGUUUCGGUGGCUCGCCGUCGAAGGACGAGUUCGCGGUGGAAGAUGAGGAGCGGGAAUCCGAGGGUGGGCUGGUGUUGGGUACGGAGAGGGACGCCUCUGGCUCUGUCGUUGGGUUCAACCUCGUUCCCCAGUCACGGCCUGAUUAUGUGGAAGUUGCUAGUGCUGAGGAAGAAAAAAGCACUGGUGAAAUAGAAGAGACUGAGGAAACAGAAGGCGAAGAGGAAGCCAAAACCAAAGUAUCUUACAACAUCGUUUUUGUGACUGCUGAAGCGUCUCCCUAUUCUAAGACAGGGGGCUUGGGAGAUGUAUGUGGUUCAUUACCAAUAGCCCUAGCUGCUCGGGGACACCGUGUUAUGGUUGUCACUCCCAGGUACCUAAAUGGAACUGCUGCAGAUGAAACAUAUGCCAGUGCUCUCGAUUUGGAUAGCAGCAUUAAAAUCUAUUGUUUCGGUGGAGUUCAAGAGGUUUCCUUCUUCCACGAGUACAGAAAAGGUGUUGACUGGGUAUUCGUGGAUCACCCAUCGUACCACCGUCCUGGAAAUCCAUAUGGAGAUAGUUAUGGUGCUUUUGGCGAUAAUCAGUUUCGGUUCACUUUACUUUGCCAUGCAGCAUGUGAAGCCCCAUUAGUUCUUCCCCUGGGAGGUUUCACAUAUGGGGAAAACUGUCUGUUUCUAGUCAACGACUGGCAUGCCAGCCUUGUGCCAGUACUCUUGGCAGCCAAAUACCGUCCAUUUGGAGUUUAUAAUGAUGCUCGUAGUGUUCUCGUAAUCCAUAACCUUGCACAUCAGGGUGUGGAAGCUGCAGCGACGUAUAACAAUCUGGGACUCCCUCCUCAAUGGUACAAAGCACUUGAAUGGGUGUUUCCUACAUGGGCAAGAACACAUGCUCUUGAUACUGGGGAAGCUGUCAAUGUCUUAAAGGGUGCGAUUGUGACAGCCGAUCGUAUACUUACAGUUAGCAAGGGUUAUUCCUGGGAGAUAACAACCACUGAAGGCGGAUAUGGUCUCAAUGAAUUGUUAAGCAGUCGAAAAUUUGUUCUAAGUGGUAUUACCAAUGGCAUUGAUAUUACUGAGUGGGACCCUUCUACGGAUGAGCAUAUUGCUUCCCAUUACUCUGUCAGUGAUCUUUCUGGAAAGGUGCAAUGCAAGAUAGCUUUGCAGAAAGAACUUGGUCUUCCUAUUUUGCCAGACUGCCCAAUGAUUGGGUUUAUUGGUAGACUGGACUACCAGAAAGGGAUUGACCUAAUUUUUUCGGCAAUUCCAGAGCUUAUGGAAGAUGAUAUCCAAUUCGUUAUGCUUGGGUCUGGAGAUCCACGUUUUGAAGAAUCGAUGAGAGCAGCAGAGUCAACCUACAAAGAGAAGUUCCGGGGCUGGGUGGGAUUCAAUGUUCCAAUUUCUCAUGAGAUAACGGCAGGCUGUGACAUUUUACUGAUGCCAUCAAGAUUUGAACCAUGUGGGCUAAAUCAGCUGUAUGCCAUGAGAUAUGGAACUGUACCAGUGGUACAUGCCACCGGAGACUUAGAGACACAGUACAGAGCUUUAGCCCAUAUGCUAAUGAAGGUAGCUGCGAGGGUACUGGAUGGACCUUUUCUCCACUAACAAAAGAGAGCAUGUUGGCGGCCCUGAGAGUUGCCAUUAGGACAUACAGAGAACACAAAACUUCUUGGGGGCGACUGAUGAAGAGAGGUAUGGCAAAGGACUUAACGUGGGAGAAGGCGGCAAUGCAGUACGAGGAUGUCUUUAAGUGGGCCUUCACAGA
Messenger RNA from Syzygium oleosum, 2001 nucleotides. Its product is annotated as soluble starch synthase 1, chloroplastic/amyloplastic. Lineage: Eukaryota; Viridiplantae; Streptophyta; Magnoliopsida; Myrtales; Myrtaceae. Gene Ontology annotation, molecular function: alpha-1,4-glucan glucosyltransferase (UDP-glucose donor) activity. The record is from RefSeq and is a predicted model, not a curated record. Gene Ontology annotation, cellular component: chloroplast.